Messenger RNA from Panicum virgatum (switchgrass), 1248 nucleotides. RefSeq lists its product as uncharacterized. The record is from RefSeq and is a predicted model, not a curated record. Gene Ontology annotation, cellular component: SWI/SNF complex. Gene Ontology annotation, biological process: positive regulation of DNA-templated transcription. The transcript is spliced from 3 exons. Bases 1 to 1248 code for a protein of 415 amino acids. NCBI's taxonomy places the organism in Eukaryota, Viridiplantae, Streptophyta, Magnoliopsida, Poales, Poaceae.
AUGCACCAGCAGCAGCAGCCGCCGCCGCAGAGGGGGGCGCUCCCGCCGACGCAGGCCUUCCAGGCGGCGGAGCGGGCGUGCGCGGCGGAGCAGAUGGCGCUCGAGGACGCGUGGAAGGCCCUCAACCCGGACUUCAGGACGCCCUUCGCCUCCGUCGAGGACGCCGUCAGCAGGUUGCUGCCAUACCAUGUCUUUGCGGACUACGAAGAGGAUGACGAUGUCGUUGAUGCCACCGGCGGCGGCGGCAGCAGCAGCGUCGCCACCGCAACAGAGAAUUCAAGCUCGCAGAAAUGGGAGGCAGACAUGGGCGCCACAGUGGAAGGUUUUAUCGAGGACUUCGAGAAGCAGGUGCUAACCUUCAACGUCAUGAACCAGCAGCGCGCGGCGGGCCUCAACCGCGCUGAGGAGCAGCUCAUUCUGGCGAGGGCGCUGUACGAAGACGAGCGCUGGCAGGUGGAGCGCUUGCGCGCGGCCCUCGUGCAGCACCAGCAGCGGGAGCAUCAACGGGAGCAGCAGGAAGCCGCGCGCGCGGUAGCGCUCGCGCAGGCGCAGGUGCAGGCCGCGGGGCAACCCGCCUCCUCGUGGCAAGCGCUCGCGGCUGCGGCGCAUGGCGAAGGGAGCUCCCGCGGGCAGGCGCAGGCGCCAGGAGCCAUGAUGAUGCAGCAGCAGCCGCCGACGUCGGAGACGAUGAUGACUGCCGGGGCCUGGCAGGCGCUCGCAGCGGCGGCUGCGGCGGCGUCGCGCGGCGAGGGAGGCUCCAGCGGGCAGGCGCUGAUACAGGCCGUCAUGAUGCAGCACGUACAGCGGCAGCGGCGGCAGCAGCAGCAGGAGGAGAUGAUGGCUGCGGCGUCGCGCGGCGAUGGCGUUCCCGGCGGCUGGCAGGCGCUUCCGCCGGCCCCAGUGAUGCAGCGGCAGCAGGAGGAGAUGCUGGCGGCGGCGGCAUCGCGCGGCGAGGCGGGCCCCGGCGAGCAGGCGCUGGCGUCGGCCGCGUUGCUACGUCAGCUGCAGCUGCUCCAGCAGCAGCAGCAGCAGCUGCAGCAUCAGGAAAUGAUGGCGGCGGCCGGCGGAUGGCAGCAGCUGGGCGGGCGGCAGUUGUACGCGUCGCCGCGCGGCGACGGGAGCUCGAGCUCGCAGGCGGCGCUGCCUCCUGCGGUGCUUCGGCAGACAGGGCAGGGGCAGACCAGCAGCGCGGCCGCUGGGAUGGCGCUCCUGCCGUGGCGUGGGGGCGCCGAGGGAAGGGAGCAGUAG